This is a messenger RNA of Saccostrea echinata, 3475 nucleotides long. Its product is annotated as transcription factor GATA-3-like. Gene Ontology annotation, cellular component: nucleus. The record is from RefSeq and is a predicted model, not a curated record. The transcript is spliced from 7 exons. Gene Ontology annotation, biological process: negative regulation of transcription by RNA polymerase II; cell fate commitment; positive regulation of transcription by RNA polymerase II. Gene Ontology annotation, molecular function: DNA-binding transcription factor activity, RNA polymerase II-specific; zinc ion binding; RNA polymerase II cis-regulatory region sequence-specific DNA binding. The coding region runs from base 357 to 1772 and encodes 471 amino acids. Lineage: Eukaryota; Metazoa; Mollusca; Bivalvia; Ostreida; Ostreidae.
UAAACUGAGUGAAUUCGUAUACAUGAAACAAACUAGCUAUCCUAUCAGCAUAUCACGGUAUUCUCUCUAACUGUUCGGAUAAAAACAUAAGAUUAGAAAAUACCAGCAUUUUGUGUGUGGUAUUACUGUGUGAAGUUGCAUUUAAGCAUGCAUUCGGGGAACAUUUGGAGUAUUAAAUAGAAAUUGUGAGAAUUCUGAAUAUAGAAGAAAAAUAUUCAGUUUGUGGAAUCACAUAACAGAGCUGCCAAAAAACAUAAACUGUUAUAAAAUACACCAUCCCAACUUGGAAUAACACAAAGAAAACUGACAAGAAAAAAGGACUUGACUAGUUUUUCUUCUGUGACUUUAUUAUUAUCAUGGAAGCGGAACAGCAGCACGCCUGGCUCCGGGCAGAGCCCCCAAGAAACGCAUACGAGUCCGUGGGGAUGCUACCCUCAGAAGAUGUAGGGGACAUGUUCCCCCCGCAUUUUUUAGAAUCCAAUGCAGGAAUGAACGGUUACUAUAAUCAAGCUGCUCGCGCAAUGCACAACUACAGAUCAAGUCAUGUUCCUGGUAGCAACUGCAGGCCGUAUUUCCCAACAGCACUUCACCCAUUUGUCGCGGCAGAAAAGCCCAUUCACGCCCAUUCUGGAUGGGCAGGCAUGAGCCCAUACAACAGCAAGCACCAGAGUCCCACGGCACCCCUCUCAGUACACCCCCCUACCUCCAGUUCAUUUAAUUUCCCUCCCACUCCUCCAAAAGAUGGAUCCACACCCGAGACUACAGCCUCAACAGAAUACACCCCAGACAGCAAACCCCCCAAACCCUCGGAAUCAUUGGAGAAUGGCAUCUCCCCCUUCAUCCCAAGUACUCAUUCGACACCUCACCCCAUUCCCACGUAUCCGUCAUAUAGUUCCGAGUAUCCAAGCUUUCACCCUGCAGCAGCAAGUGUAUUCAAAGCAUCAGCAUUAUCACGACCCAGGACCAAGGCGAGGUCAAGUGCAGGAUUGGGAGGGCGACAUGACGAGCUGUUAUCCAUGGCAUUCCCCGGAAGUGCAAGGCAAAAUACGCAAGAGGGCAGAGAAUGCGUCAACUGUGGGGCCACGUCAACGCCCUUAUGGCGACGGGACGGGACUGGUCAUUAUUUGUGUAAUGCCUGUGGACUGUACCAUAAAAUGAACGGACAAAAUAGACCCUUGAUCAAACCUAAGCGGCGACUGUCUGCUGCCAGAAGAGCGGGCACAAGCUGUGCUAACUGCGGCACCAACACCACAACUUUGUGGCGACGAAAUGGAAAUGGCGACCCCGUCUGUAACGCAUGUGGUCUCUACUACAAACUCCAUAAUGUCAAUCGCCCUCUUACAAUGAAAAAAGACGGAAUUCAAACCCGAAAUAGGAAAAUGUCAACUAAAAGCAAGAAGAACAAGAAAGGAAUGAUUAUGUCCGAUUUACUGAAGCCAAGCUUGGAUAAAACCUUCGGAGGUUUUCCACCAAAUCUUAAUGCCAUGCACGCACCAAUGCCGACCUACAUGGGUGGCGGAUCUUCUAUUGGCGGAGGGUACUUUGCCCAUGGAUCAUCGCACAUGCAGGGCUCCUCGGGCCUUGGCCACUCGGGAUUCUCCAGCGCAUACAAUAACUUCCCAUCAUCCAUGUCAUCAUCAUUCUCCAGUAUAUCCAGUAACUACAAUUCGGGACUUCCUUCCGGUCUGAAUCUCUCCACAACAACUGCAGGUGGAUUCCCUUCCGGUCUUAACCUUUCUGCCGGUUCAAAUAUGAUCGGAGCCAUGGCAUAGUCAUUCUCUACCAUCUGUCUUGAAUAUUUUUAUUCCGUAGUCAACUUAAUGUUUGUUACAGAACAAUGAAAAUUGACGAGAUAAGAAUUAAUGAAAUGACAUGUGCACUGGAAAGGGCUGAACAAGACGUGCUAAGAUUUUUGCUGGUUAUGUGACGUUUUGUGUGCUAUUUAUAGACUAACAAGUUCAAUGUGCCGGCAAGAAGAGUAUCCAAAGCUUCCUGGAGUUGUAUGGACGAGUCAGAGCGACAAUUGCCAGACAAAUAAGCCAGUCCUACGCAUGCGCGAUUAGCGACUUAGAAAUAAAGAAACAGACAGCAAAGGUGAAAUUGAUGCGUGUGAACGUCCCAUUUGCAGAAAGAAACUCGUUUGUCACGAAAAAACCAUAUUCCUAAUAGGGAUAUAUUUAUAAGUCACGGGCAGCCGCGACGCUAAAAUGGGACAUUUGAAGUUUCAAAUUUCACAAGUCUAUUCAUCGAUAACUAUCGGUGUGAAAUAAAACCGAAAGCCAAGAAGCAACAUGACAGAAAAGCGGUGGCUUGGAGGAACUGUUUUGGGUAAAUCUAUCCACCUGCGGGUCGUUCAGAAUGCAGGGGUCCGACUCGCAGAACGCACUCCUCCACUUUGACAUUUAUAUAUGUGUGCUUGUGGACUUGUUUUUUAUUUAAAACGAAACACCCUAUUGUCAAUGAUGGUGAGAAAACGGACGUUUUUCUGUCCUCGUUGUAACUUGAGUCGGUGCUUUACUAACACUGGGUGCUCCCCUUGUGACUAGAUAUAUUCGGAUAUUUUACUAGAAUUAUCCAGACAUUUAUUAAAGAGGGGAUGCUAAUUAGCCAAAGGUGUGCUUUUUAUGAUUUAGUGAUUGUUUAUUAACAAAUUUAUGUCCAUCCUUCAAAUAUGACUUGGAAUCUCAUUUUUGAUUUUCAUGAAACGCAGCAUACUUUUCUUGUUGUUUGCUCAAUAUGAUUUAUAAUAUUUUAUUUGACUUCAACAUCUUCUGUUCUCAUUGGAGAUAAUAGCAUGAAAGUACAGUAUGUGUAAAUACUUAAUUUAUUUGUUCUUCUGUAAAUGAGGUAUUUAAUUACUCUGUCUUUUAUCCAUGACAUAGAAAUGUUGCGUUUCUAGUCCUAAGUGUACAAAGAAAAAAUACAUGUGUGCGUACAAAAUAAUCAAAAAUUAGGAGUGAUUUUUGCAAAAAGCAAAAAUCCCUCUGUAUGAGCUAUUUAAAUCCCGAGUGCUAGAAUAGGAAAACAAGAGUUGUAAAUAAUUUAAUGAAUAAUAUGAUAGAUAUUAUCAUCUGAUGUAAGUGGUUGCUUGAGUUGCUAUUGAAUAUAGCAUCUUUGAGAGUUUCUUAUGAUGUCUGUACAUGUUUUGUAAUUAAUGAAAAGUUUAUUUUGUAUCUUCCUGAUCUUGAUUUUGCUGCGAUGCAGCGUAUAACGGAUCUACAUGAAAUCCAAAUCUUUAUGUAGAAAAAAAUUGUAUAACUUAGUCGAAUGUGAGUUGCUUGUCAUGUGACUCAUGAUGUCAGCAUGGCGCGCAAUUUAAAACACAUUCCACAUUUUCAAAAAUGUGUGUUGAGAUUCAUCUAAUAUGUAUGAAUAUUUUUUUCUGACUUAGGAUGGGUAUGCUGUGUAAAACGACGUUGUAUACAUUUAAAUACAAAAACAAGAAUUCAAUAAAAUGUUGAAAUCCAAAAUAAAA